Herpailurus yagouaroundi (jaguarundi) is the source of this 5655-nucleotide messenger RNA. RefSeq names its product ankyrin repeat domain containing 26 (gene ANKRD26). Gene Ontology annotation, molecular function: protein binding. NCBI's taxonomy places the organism in Eukaryota, Metazoa, Chordata, Mammalia, Carnivora, Felidae. The transcript is spliced from 32 exons. The record is from RefSeq and is a predicted model, not a curated record. Bases 185 to 5161 code for a protein of 1658 amino acids.
UUGUUUUAAGCAGCAUUGCUUCCUGAAGGUUACCGUGAGGUGAGAGCUACACAGCCGCGGAGCGUCACUGCUGGGGUGUUGUGGCCAGGAGUGUUUGGCCUAUCUGUAGCGCUAGUGUUGGGCUCAGGAAGUAGUGAAAAGCUGAUGGUGAGGUGAAGUCUCUGUGGAGCCCGUAGGCUUAGCAAUGAAGAGGAUAUUUGGGUUCGGGAGUAAGAAGGGCGUGUCGCCCUUGGGCUCCGCUUCUGUUGGGCAGAAGAAUAAUAGGAUUGACAACUUCCUGAUGGGUUACCACGUCCGAGACAGAGAUCUCGGAAAGAUCCACAAGGCUGCCUGCGUGGGCAACGUAGCGAAAGUGCAGCAGAUUCUGUUCUUGGGGAAAAAUGGCGUGGAUGAUAGAGACAAGAUGAACAGGACUGCUCUUCAUUUGGCCUGUGCCAAUGGCCAUCCAGAAGUGGUGACCCUCCUAAUAGAGAGGAAAUGCCAUCUUAACCUCUGUGAUAAUGAAAACAGGACAGCUCUCAUGAAGGCCGUACAGUGCCAGGAAGAGAAAUGUGUAAACAUACUGUUGGAAAAUGGUGCCGAUCCAAAUAUUAGGGAUUUGAGUGGCAACACUGCUCUCCACUAUGCUGCCUUUGGUGAUAAUAUAUCCAUAAUAGAGAAGCUGCUGCUAUACAAUGCGAAUACUGAAGCAAUAAAUAAGGAUAACUUCACACCACUUCUAGUUGCUGUAAAUGAAAACAAACAGCAAAUAGUGGAAUUUUUAAUAGAAAAGGCAGCAAAUAUACAUGCAGUUGAUAAAUUAAAAAGCAAUUACGAAAUAAUUUGCAGACAUAAAGAAGAAAUCAUGCUUAAAAAUUCUUUGCAAAAUAGCAAUCCAGUAGAAGAUAAGAAUUCUGAGGAAGACUCUUUAACCAGCCUUUCCGACAAACCUGGUAUUGAUGAUUCAUGGCCUACAUCAGAUAGCGAAGACUUAGAUUUUGGUACCAAGAAUGUCCCGAAACCAAGUGUAGCAAAGCUACUGCAUUCUUCUGGGCAAUUCAUGAAAAACAUGAGAGCAAAACGUGGCUCUGUGAAAGCAGAAGGUGGAACGUUAUCUGAGGACAAUAAUCCUGAUUCUGAAAAUGAAGAUGUGGGUGAAACUCUUUCCAAACCACCAACCAGAGAUUAUGGCGAUUCUCUUCCUAUUUUUCCAUCAGCUAAAUCUCUUCUAAAACCUUCUCUCAAGACGUUAGCUGUCCUUGGUCUUCCAAAGGAAGGAACAGCAAAGUCAGCAGUGGAAGCACAGGAAGAUGGUAUUGGUAUUACUGAAAAUGUGCCACCAGAGCAAACAGUUAAUGACAGUUUGACUUCUGGUGGAGUGCAUAAAAAUUACAGAAGUGAUAUGAUGUCAGCAUUAGGAUUAGGAGAAGAGGAAGAUGUAGAAUCACCUUCUGAUCCUGAGAGUAUGUCUGAGAGUCCAAACAAAUAUGUUCCUCAUUUAUCUGGAGCUGUGGAUCAGAAAGGGCAAAGUAUAUUAAAUGGACAAGUAGAAGAUGUGUUUUAUAUACCUUCUUGCAUGAGUGGAUCAAGAAACUUUAAGAUGGCUAAACUAGAGGAUACAAGAAAUGUAGGCAUACCAGUAACCCACAUGGAUCCUCCUGACAAAUAUCCUCACUUGAAGCCUACCGUUGAAGUGGAAGAUUCUUUUUCUGAUAAAACAGUAGGAAUGAAGGAUAUACAGACAUCCAGAUCAGAUUUUUCCGAUUGGGAGUCUACUAGUUUGACCUUCGGUAAUGAGACUUGUCAAACAUCCAAGAAUUUGAAGGUUGAUGAUAAAUGCCCAUUUGUAUCACAACCAAUGAUCAAAAAUCAGUCAGCAUCCACAGAUUCUGGACCGAUAACCUUAGUAGAUAAAGAAAAGAUUAAUAUUGGAACUGUGCUGCUGUUAGGUAAUUGUACACUCCAUGACCUGAGUGAAUCACAGUUACCAGAAAACAGAGAGAGCAAAGAAGCAGACCUAGACUUAGAAUUAACAUCAGUGGAAGAGCGAGAAAGGCUUGAUGGAAGUGAAAAUAACCACCCACAGUAUCAAGUUCCAUUAAAGGUUGAAGAAAAAAAGCACAGAAGUAGUGACAUGGAAGUAUCAGAAAACAUACAUGAUGCUGCAGCUGCUGGAUUAAUUCAACAAAGAAAGAAUGGAAAAACUGAUAACCAUCAAUUUCCUGUUACAGAAAAUAAAGAUUCUGAUAGUAGUGAACCUGGUUUACAUAUGAAGAAGUUAAAGAAAGGUGAAGAUGAAGAAGGGACAUCAGAAGAAUCUGUGAUCACACCAGUGUUGAAGAAGGCCGAUUCCCUAACUGGUGGUCUACUACAAAUGAAUGAGGGCAGCAGUUUAAGUGAAAAGGAUCAGCAUGAAAGCAGACCUGCAAAGAAAAUUUCUAAGAAAAAGAACAAGGUCAAAAAGCAAGUUACGUCUAUGGAUGACCUUGUCGACUUAAUUCAGUCAUCUGAAACAGCUUCAGAGGAUUGUGAGUUGCCUUACUCUAAGAAUUUCAUGUUGCUAAUUGAAAAACUUGGCAUGGAUUGUAAAGAUACUGUUGGCUUCUUGAAAAUCCAAGAUAUAGUUCUUUCCUAUGAAAGAUUAAUGAAACUUAACAAAAGUCACUGUAAACUACUUACAGGAAAAAUUAAAAAAAUGGAAAAAACAGUUAGUGCACUACAAAACGAGCUACGAGAAGCAAAAGACAUGAAAUCACGGUUAGAGCAUCAAAAAGUGGAAUGGGAACAUGAAUUCUGCAGUUUGAGAUUUACUUUAAAACAAGAAGAAGAAAAAAGAAGAAAUGCUGAUAUGUUAUAUGAAAAAAUUAGGGAGAGGUUAAGAAGAAAAGAAGACCAAUAUAAUAAAGAAGUUGAAACAAAACAACAAUUUGAACUCGCUCUUAGAACACUAAACAUGGAAUUGAAGGCCGCAAAAAAUCAUUUGAAUCAGCUUUCUGAUAGUCAUGAGAAACAACAAGAUCUGUUGCAUAAAAACCACAUGCUGCAGGAUGAAAUUGCCAUGCUAAGACUGGAAAUAGACACCAUAAAAAAUCAGAACCAGGGAAAGGAAACGAAAUAUUGUGAAGACAUUGAAAUUGUAAAAGAAGAGAAUGACAAUCUUCAAAAGACCAUAAAACAGAAUGAGGAAACAUUAUCAAAAACAAUAUUCCAAUAUAGUGGACAGCUUAAUGUUUUGACUGCUGAGAUUACGAUGCUAAACUCUAAACUGGAGAAUGAAAAACAAAAUAAAGAGAGCCUGGAAGCAGAAGUUGAAUCAUACCGUGCUAGACUGGCUACUGCUGUACACGAUCAUGAUCAGAGUCAGACAUCAAGAAGAGACCUAGAACUUGCUUUCCAGAGAGCAAGAGAUGAAUGGUUUCAUUUACAGGACAAAAUGAAUUUUGAUGUGUCUAAUCUACAAGAUAACAAUGAAAUUCUUUCUCAGCAACUUUCUCAAGUUGAAAGUAAACUCAAUGCCCUGGAAAUUGAGCUCCAUCACACAAAAGAUGCUCUCAGAGAGAAGACUUUUGUUUUAGAAUGUGUACAAAGGGACCUAAGCCAAACACAAUGCCAGAAGACGGAAAUUGAACACAUGUACCAGAACGAACAAAGUAAGGUGAAUAAAUACAUUGCAAAGCAGGAAUCCUUAGAGGAAAGGUUAUCUCAACUACAAAGUGAAAAUAUGUUGCUUAGACAGCAACUAGAUGAUGCUCACAACAAAGCGGACAGUAAAGAAAAGCUAGUAAUUAAUAUCCAAGACCAGUUUCAGAAUAUCAUAAAAAAACUUGAAGCUAAAAGUGAAGAACAAGGUCUUAUGCUGGGAGAAAGAAAUAAAGAGUUAAUCGAUGAAUGUAAAUAUUUAAAAGAAAGAAUGUAUCAUUAUGAAAAUGAGAAAGCAAAAAUAGAAGUAGUUAUGAGACAACUUCAACAAGAACUGGCUGAUACUCUGAAGAAACAGUCUAUGUCAGAGGCUUCCCUGGAGGUUACAUCACGUUAUCGUCUUAGUUUAGAAGAUGAGACACGGGAUCUAAAGAAGAAAUUAGGUCAAGUCAGAAGUCAGUUGCAAGAAGCACAGGAUCGACAUGCAGAGGCUGUAAGAUAUGCUGAGAAGACGAAAGAUCAUAUGCAAAAGCUAGAGGUUAAAAAUACCAGGCAAGAAGAAACCAUCAAACAGCAAGCGGCCCAAAUUCAAGAUCUUCAGAGCAACUUGUUAAGGACAAGUUUGGCUGAUGACCUUACAACAAAACCGGAAACUACAUCUUCAAAAUGUCUACACCUGGAUGCAAAAAAUCAAGUUCUUCAACAGGAGUUAUUGUCAAUGAAAGCUUUAGGAAAAAAAUGUGAAAAACUAGAGAGCAAUAGCAAGAAGUUACAACAAGAAGUCGUAAAAUUGAAAAGUUUUAUGGAAAUGAAUAUGGUAGAACGCAGUCAAGUGGAACAGUAUAAACGGGAGAUUGAAGAAAGAGCACGACUGGAGAUAGUAGAAAAAUUAAAGGAAGUCAAUCUGUUUUUACAGGCACAAGCAGCAGCUCAAGAAAACUUAGACCAGUUAAGAGAAAAUGCUCAUGCUUCAAUGAGAAGUCAAAUGGAACUUAGAAUUAAAGAUCUGGAAUCUCAGGUCUCUACAAUGAAGACUUCUCAAGAAGAUUCUACUAAAACUGAGUUGGAAACAUACAGGCAACUCUACCUAGAAGAGUUAAAAGCUAGAAAGUCCUUGAGAAAUAAGCUGAACAGGACUAAUGAGAGACUAUCAGAGAUCAAUACAAAACUUCUGGUAGAGAGACAGCAGCACCAAACUUUACUCGGCACUCUUACUCUGAGGUCAGGCCUGGAACCACCUUAUUGUGGACAUUUUGAAAAUAAUUUAGUGCUUAAUAGAAAUCUUACUCCAAGAGGAAACUUAGUGAUUCCUACCUCAAACCCACGGCCGUCAUAUGACUACAGGGAGACUUCCUUGUGGAAGAUGCAGUGGGAGUUGGAAAAAAGUAUAACCAGAGCACUGGAAGAAGCUGCUACUGAAUUUGAAGCAGGAUCCUGUAGAACUCCUUUAGUAUCUACUGAUGAUUCAAUUCUAAAUCAAGACCUGGUAUGGAAAGCAUCACAAGAAUAUGUACAGAUUUUGAACAAAAAUUAUAUGAUUUGAAAAAUAGAAAAAAUUUACUGGAUGCUUACAAAACAUUUUCAUUGUUUCCCAAUUGAACACACUAUAUGGCAAAAUCUUGAUUAAAGGAAAAUGUUUUUGUAUCAUAUGUGUGUGAUGAAAUCUGUAUAAUAUUUUAAACUAUGCUUCUUGGCAUCUCAUUAACUUUUAAGCACAUUUUGUAUGUGGAAACCAGCACUAGAAGGUUUUACAUACUUCAGACCGCUCCACUACCAGCUGUUUGAACAGCACCCAAACAACCAAGUUGCCAUUAAUACUUCAGUAGUGUUAAUGGAUGGCUUUUGUAUUUUCCAAUUUUUGUUACUAUAUGUGGACCUAAAGAUUUAGACAUUAUUUUGAUGUAUUCCUGCUAUGGCUAUUGCCAAUGUUUGUAUGUAUUACAAUUUUUUAUAAUGCCAUAAAACCUAUGUAUAAUUGUAAACACUGAUUCAUAGCUCUUUCCACAUGGAGAAAUAAAAUUUGUCUAAGGCUUUUCA